This is a messenger RNA of Miscanthus lutarioriparius, 1524 nucleotides long. The record is from the annotation of a GenBank genome assembly. Lineage: Eukaryota; Viridiplantae; Streptophyta; Magnoliopsida; Poales; Poaceae.
AUGGGGUCUCUGUUCCAGAAGACGGACGCGGCGGCGACACGGUUACAGCAGUUGAAGUCCGCCCCGCCGCCACCACCGCCUCCGCACCCGGCUUCCUCUCCACCGUGCGGACCAGCACCGCCGCCGAACACGAUUCACGGGGUCAUCACCACCUUCGACCUCAACCAUGCUCCGAAUACGUCGAUGCGUCCAUCUGCAUCGCCGUCGGAGCGGGCCUACGGGCACUGCGAGCAGGGCGGCGGGAUCCUCGGACCCCGGCCGUCCAACUUCAAUCAGGCGGCUCUCUGGUUGCAGACUGUUGAGCGCAGAGGCAGAAUCACUGAUUGGGAGAAAUUCUGUCAGUUGGUAUUUCAGAAGUUUGACAAGGAUCAAUACAAGAAUCAAUUGAGACAGUUGGACUCUUUGCAGCAGACAGGAUCUGUGGCUGAAUAUCAGAAGAAGUUCGAGCAUCUUUCUCAUGGGAUUCUCUUGUACAAUGAGUCUUAUGAUGACACCUACUUCGUCACAAGAUUUGUUGCAGGUCUGAAAGAGGAGAUUCGAGCAGCCAUUGCCUUACACAGGCCAGCUGAUGUUGAUUCUGCAAGUGCUUUGGCAAUUUUGCAAGAAGAGCUUGAGUUAUCCAAGAAGAAAUAUGCUGCCAAGGAUGUUAAGCCAAAGGCACACAAGGCUGAUAUUGAAGAUAAGCUGGAAACUCUGAAAGCAUUUCGUAGGAGAAAUGGCCUGUGUUUUAAAUGUGGGGAGAAAUGGAAUCAUACACAUAAAUGCCCAGCUCAAGUCCCGCUGCAUGUAUUGGAGGAAUUAUUUGAUGCCCUGGAAUUCUCUGAAUCGGAAUCUGGGAAUGAUCAGGAAACUGAAGAGGAGUCACCUGAUACUAUUCAUGCUCUCCAGUCUGAUCCAUCAGUGAAAACUUCUAAAAGAAGAACCAUUAAGAUUCUGGGCAAGGUUGGCAAACAGCAAGUACUCAUCCUGGUGGAUUCUGGUAGCAUUGGCACAUUUGUGAGUGAGGAAUUGGUGAAGAGGCUUAAGUUAGCUACAACCCCAUGCACUGAGUCCACAUUCAAAUCUGCUGAUGGGGGUUUAAUGGUUUGCUUAGCCCAAGUUCCUGAACUGGUGUGGUAUGCUCAAGGCCAAACUUUCAGUUCUACAGCCAAAGUAUUACCACUUAAGUGCUUUGACAUGAUUAUAGGAGAAGACUGGCUGGAAGAGGUGAGCCCAAUGUGGGUGGAUUGGAGAACUAAGAAAAUGAAGUUCACUUAUAAAGGCCAGAGAAUCACCUUAACUGGAGUUAUGGAUGAUAUUGCUCAGUGCUCUCAAUAUAAGCAGGGAGCAACCAACUCUGCAGCUGAUGCUCUAUCCAGAUGCACUGAUCAUCAAUCUGUGACUGCAAUCUCUGAAUGUGUUCCAUCUUGGCUUCAGAAGCUUGCUCUGGGAUAUGAAGUUGAUCCAGAGACUAAAACUCUUUUGAUGGAGUUGAGUGUUACUGAUGACAAUCAGAAGGGUUUCACAUUGCAGGAGGCAUCAUAA